Molecule: messenger RNA, 734 nt
Organism: Megalobrama amblycephala (Wuchang bream)
Lineage: Eukaryota; Metazoa; Chordata; Actinopteri; Cypriniformes; Xenocyprididae
Product: ladderlectin-like
Exons: 6
Coding region: 99-557 (152 amino acids)
Source: RefSeq, a predicted model, not a curated record
AGUAAAAUAUAAAAGCAGAGCUGUUUCUGGAACUUCACAAACUCUUCCUCUGAGAUUCUACAGGCGAUAACCAAACCAAGGUUCAUUUCAGGUUCAUCAUGGCAGUGCUGAGAAGUCUAAUGCUUCUUUUCAUCGUCUUCUCCAUGGGGAAUUCAGAAGUUGAUUUAGUCUUGAAAUGCCCCGCUGGAUGGUCAAGUUUUGGACUCCGUUGCUUCAAGUACUUCUCUCAGUCGGUUAACUGGAUCACAGCAGAGAGGAACUGCCAAGGUCUUGGUGCGAAUCUCGCAUCUGUGCACAAUAAACCGGAAAAUGAGUUUCUGCUGGGUCUGUUGCCUUCUUCUUCCACACAUGCUUGGAUUGGUGCUCAUGAUGGUGAACAAGAAGGACAGUGGUUGUGGAGUGAUGGAACUGUGAAUGACUUUACCAACUGGUGCUCUGCAGAACCUAACAAUGUGGGUAGUGAGAACUGUCUGGAGAUCAGCUUUUCCUCUAACCGUUGCUGGAACGAUGAGAGCUGUGCAGACCAAAUGGGCUAUAUUUGUGUAACAGAUGCUUGAGAUCAUAUGCAGGCAUGCUGCUCCAAAGUUACAUUGAUUUUACACUUUCUGAUCUUAUCUUUACAAAAAAUGAUAUUUUAAAAUUAAACUUCAUGUGAAUCUUUUCUAAGCUUUACUCUCUUCCCAAUACCUACUCUGAAACACUCCUCUAAUCAAUAAAAGCAUUAAUAAAGCAAA